AUGUCUUCUACCACCACAGUAGAGCUGUUUUCGAUGAGUAGGUCUGCGACGCCGGUCCCAGAGACCCAACAGCAACCGUGUGCACCAGCAAGGCCAACCGAGAGUUAUUUCAUCCAAGCGCAGGUCCCGGAGCCCCGUGAAUCCUUGGAUCGAACGUCAGAGCCAGUUCCAAGCCAGCAUCUCAUCAGUGUGUUAUGGUGUAAAGAGAAGAGCAUGGCGAUCAUGACCUUGGUGGCACUCGUCCUUGGCUUUGCCUCUCUUGGAUUCGGCAUCGGAAGCUGGGUAGGCCAAAAACAAGGCAACGUUAUAGCGACAAAGUCUCUGUGGAUUGAUAGAUAUGGAAUAUGUUCAGAUCAUGAGGAACUGCGCGAGACACCCCAAUGCCAGCAGAUUAUCACAGAGACGUUACAGGACCUGAAUAUUGGCGGAAAGCCGGCAAAAAACCAGACUCUCCAGGCACGCGCCGUCGACCCCUCUGAGGUAUGCGUCCAACCACACAAGAUGUGGCAUCAACAUGUCCAACACAUGAUCGACUGGGUGCCACGCCAGCUGGACGUUUAUAUCCGGGCGUCGAUGUUUGAGUCCGAGAUAACGGCAUGUCUACCUCUUUCAGCCUGCCUGAUACCGGAAAUAAGAAGUACUUCAGUUGAUCUCGCGCAGAGAUAUCAGUUUGCUCUGAGGCCGAUAUUAGCUGGAGUUCUGGAGCCAGAAGACACCGCCCUGGACAGCAUCGUACGCGAAGUUGAAGACAUGUACAGUAUGGUGGCUGGCAUCAGCAAAGUGGAUGAACUCUGCUUGUUGGAGAAUGGCAUGAAUGUCAAUCAUUUUAAUGCAUGGAGAGCAGAUCUCGUACAUAAUCACAAAACGCGACCAAAGCGCAUCGCCAAUCGAGUUGAAUAUCGGUUGUCUAUGCUCGACAAGAAACUUGACAAGUACAUCAAAGCCAGCCACUCGGUAGCUAUGGAAUCGAAGCUUCGAUAUGCAAAGAUGGCAUGGGUUGCCGGUAUUCUCACCUUCAUCCUUUUACGACUGAUUGUUGCAAGACCUAUCCCAUCGGCCCUAUUCAGUCCUGGAAUGUUGGCGCUCGAUAUCUGCUUGAUGAGCCAUAGAAUGGAGCAGACAUAUACCUCUAGUCCGUUGAGAAGCAGCGUCGUAUUCUUUAUUAUCAGCUUGUACUUGGACCGACUGUUUCUUAUGAUUUCCUCCAGGAACCAGAUUUUGCAGACUAAACUGGAACGCGUCACAGCUAACACCCUGAUCAUCUGCUGUGGGGCCAAUAUUUCACGGUUAUUCUUCCCGACCACAUACUUCUUAACUUUCGCCUACUGGUACUUGAGGAUGUCAACGGCCGAGUUGGACGUGGAGCUCUGGGACUCCUUGACAAGUUUGGUUGCUUCCCGGGCGAGUCUAUACCAGAAAGACGUGUCGUGGCUCAUAGUCGCGAUUCCCUUUCUGCUGAUCAUGCUCUCAAAUGGUUUGGUUUUUUGGGUUCUCGAUGAAAGAUUUGGAGGCUUGUCGUUUGUGAUUGUCUUCAUGUUGAGUAAGAUUUCCUGGCACCGGUAA
Molecule: messenger RNA, 1563 nt
Organism: Clonostachys solani
Lineage: Eukaryota; Fungi; Ascomycota; Sordariomycetes; Hypocreales; Bionectriaceae
Source: the annotation of a GenBank genome assembly